Vombatus ursinus (common wombat) is the source of this 4185-nucleotide messenger RNA. It is a transcript of the gene DHCR24, whose product is annotated as 24-dehydrocholesterol reductase. Gene Ontology annotation, molecular function: Delta24(24-1) sterol reductase activity; FAD binding. The transcript is spliced from 9 exons. The record is from RefSeq and is a predicted model, not a curated record. Gene Ontology annotation, biological process: steroid metabolic process. The coding region runs from base 40 to 1590 and encodes 516 amino acids. NCBI's taxonomy places the organism in Eukaryota, Metazoa, Chordata, Mammalia, Diprotodontia, Vombatidae. Gene Ontology annotation, cellular component: membrane; cytoplasm.
GACGGGACGAGACGGGACACCGGCGAGCCGCGUGCAGCCAUGGAGCCGGCCGUGUCCCUGGCGGCGUGCGCACUGCUCUUCUUGCUCUGGAUCCGGGUGAAGGGGCUGGAGUUCGUCAUCAUCCAUCAGCGCUGGGUGUUUGUGUGCCUCUUCCUCCUGCCGCUAUCCUUCAUCUUCGACAUCUACUACUACCUGCGCGCCUGGGUGGUGUUCAGGCUGAACAGCGCGCCGCGGCAGCACCAGCAGCGGGUUCGGGACAUUCAGAAGCAGGUGCGGGAAUGGAAGGAAGAAGGAAGCAAGACUUUCAUGUGCACAGGCCGACCAGGGUGGCUCACAGUGUCACUGCGAGUGGGGAAGUACAAGAAAACCCACAAAAACAUCAUGAUCAACCUGAUGGACAUCCUGGAAGUGGACACCAAGCGGCAGAUUGUCUUGGUGGAGCCUUUGGUCACCAUGGGGCAGGUGACGGCUCUGCUGAAUUCUGUCGGCUGGACUCUGCCGGUUCUCCCUGAGUUGGAUGACCUCACAGUAGGAGGCCUGAUCAUGGGCACCGGCAUUGAGUCCUCGUCUCACAGGUUCGGGCUGUUCCAGCACAUCUGCACAGCCUAUGAGCUGGUCCUGUCCGACGGGAGCUUCGUGCGGUGUUCACCGACGGAGAACUCGGACCUGUUCUACGCUGUGCCCUGGUCCUGCGGCACGCUGGGCUUCCUGGUUGCUGCAGAGAUCCGGAUCAUUCCCGCCAAGAAGUACGUGAAGCUGUGUCUGGAGCCCGUGCGCGGCCUGAAGGAGAUCUGCGCCAAGUUUGCCAAGGAGUCCCAGCGCAAGGAGAACCAUUUUGUGGAAGGCCUGCUGUACUCCCUGGAGGAGGCGGUCAUCAUGACGGGUGUCAUGACGGACGAUGUGGAUCCGAGCAAGCUGAACAGGAUUGGUGACUACUACAAGCCCUGGUUCUUCAAGCACGUGGAGGAGUACCUGAAGAAGAACCAGAAGGGGCUGGAGUACAUCCCCUUGCGACACUAUUACCACCGUCACACUCGCAGCAUCUUCUGGGAACUCCAGGACAUCAUCCCCUUCGGCAAUAAUCCCAUCUUCCGCUUCCUCUUUGGCUGGCUGGUGCCUCCCAAGAUCUCCCUGCUGAAGCUGACUCAAGGGGAGACCCUCCGUAAAUUAUAUGAACAGCACCACGUGGUGCAGGACAUGCUGGUCCCCAUGAAGGUGAUGGAGCGGGCCAUCCAGACCUUCCACAACGACCUCCACGUCUAUCCCAUCUGGCUGUGCCCAUUCAUCUUGCCCAGCCAACCAGGCAUGGUCCACCCCAAGGGCAAUGAGACAGAGCUCUACGUUGACAUUGGGGCCUAUGGAGAGCCACAGGUGAAACACUUUGAAGCCAGAUCUUGCAUGAGGCAGAUGGAGAAAUUCGUCCGAAGCGUGCAUGGGUUCCAGAUGCUGUAUGCCGACUGUUACAUGAACCGAGAGGAGUUCUGGGAGAUGUUUGAUGGCUCUUUGUACCACAAGCUCCGGAAGGAGCUGAACUGCCAGGAUGCCUUCCCUGAGGUGUUUGAUAAGAUCUGUAAGGCUGCCCGGCACUGAGCCUCUCCCUCCCCAGUCCCAGCCUGUGCCCUUCCCUGCCUAGGCCAGGUUCAGCUGCUCUGCCCACUCGCUCCGCCUUCUUUGAAAUAGCCUUUCUCUUACAAUGAAAAGGCUCCGCCUUUUCCUCUCAGUCCCCUUCCCUCAGACUCAUGGAAAGUCCCCAAAGCCAGAGUUCCCUGGAAGCAAUUUGGAUUGCUCCUGACCAUUGCUUACGAGGCUCAGGAAGAUGCCCUCAGGAGCCACCCCUGCCCGUGCCGGUGGCAUUUCCAGGGCAAGGGAGGAGCUCCUUCGGUCUGCAGACGGGGCUCUGCCAAAGUCAAUAUUCCUCAGCUAGCUUCCUCCCGCCAUCUUUCCAAGCCUUCUCUCACCCAGGCAGCAUCGAAUGAAUGACCCACUAGCCUCCGGUCCAAACAGAUCCUUCCACAGACCCCACUGCGGCCGUGCCCAGCCCUGUUAGGGUGGAGCCAGCCAUCAGUGCCUUGCAUGUAGUGGGCACUUCCGAAUCUCCCAUGGCUCAGGCUCUGGCUUGAGGGCACUCGGUAGCGGAGCCGUUUCCCUCAGGGAAUGAGAGGCUCCCGAUGCUGCAGGAGCACGCGGUGUGGCGGGCGGUACUCCUCCCCAAAGGGAUGGCGUGGAGUCGAGAAGACGGCCCAGGCCUGAGCGACCCCAGUGCCCCUCAUUGGGCUUGGAGGAGAUGCAGCAGUGCAACCCAGCAUGAAAUUGACUGACAGUAUUAUCUCGCGGCUUCUCCAACCUUGAGUUGUCCCUCCCUCUGUCCACCUCUUAAAAACGGCUGACGACGGUUCAUUUCAGUGCCUUACAAAGAUCCUGAGCCUGCGAGAGCUUGGAAUGGCUCCUGCCUCCCCUUCCCUGAGGAGAGGACCCCUCCCAAAAGGUACCUGCCCCUCUGUCCUGAUUGGUUCCUUCGUACUUAUUUAUGCAAAGCUCAUUUUGGGGGCUUCCUGGUAUGAGUAGACUCUGGACCGGACGAGGCCAAACUGGACUGCGAGAUCAGCUGGGGCCGUGCCAGCUGUGCCCAGGCUCCGGGUGUGGUCACGUGGCCUCUCCAGUCCUCCGAGGGCCCCCUUCAUUUCUCAGUUUUUCAGAAUUUCCUCCUCCCUAGGGUUGCAAAGGCUGCAAGAAUCACCUCAUUGUGUUUUUGGGAGACCAGCUGGUCAGGAUCCACUCACUUUUCCAUAGCGAAGUCAUCACCAAAAGGGCUGGCGGUCAAGAAGCCCGGGAACGUCGGCCCCACUAAUGAUCGUAGCCAAAGGCUGUUGGCGCCCCGUCUGACUCAGCCAGCGGGUGGUUCCAUCCCAGCUCUGGCUGGUCUCGAUGCAUUCUGCCAUGUGUCUUAACCAUACGUUCUAUGCAUUGCUUGGGACAUUGUUGGCGCUCUGGUGGGAGAGGGAUGACCCUGGCCCCUCUGAGGACCUCCCCCUCACAGGCUGCUUGUUCCCUGCAUAAGCCGAUGAUUCUACUUGGUGUAGAGGAGAGGUUAUCUGCGGGAACCGAGCCCAUCCUGGUGAGCCAGGCCUUGACCCAUCACCAGCUGCAGCCUGCAGCAGGACAGGAAGAGGCUCGUGGCCUGCCAGGUGCUGCCGGGAGAAGCGAGUCUGCCUCAGGCGCAUUUGCCAUCUUGGUAACCGGAGGCCUCCAAGAGCCCUCUACAUGUGGCACCUAGAGUUGGGAAGCAGUUUGUUUCAGAGUUUGCCCCAGGUUCCUGCUUUGUUUCAGUGAAACUCCCUGGAUGUCCUUGGGCGAGUCACUUAGAGCGUCUUCUGUAGCAUGAGCCAGUCGGGCUUUGUGACCCUAAAGCCUUCUGCAGCGCCAGUGUUUUGCAAUGGAGUUUUCUCCCAGCUCUGGCAUCCCCUGUUUCAAGGCCCCUCCCACCCCUGGCAUCCCCUGUUCCAAGGCCCCUCCCACCCCUGGCAUCCCCUGUUCCAAGGCCCCUCCCGGUUUUGACACGUUCUGUACUGUGAGGCAGAGAUAUCAGAACUUGAGGCCAAUUAUUGCAAAACUCCCGAGUGGGGCCCAAACCGGAUUAAGAUGUCAUUGGAAAAUAUUUAACAAAGGUAAUAAAAAUCCAACAAAGAUUAAUUAGUGGUUUUCCAAGUCAGUAGUGCAACCUGAGGAAUUUGACGCUGCCCUAAGGUCCCUCCCAACUCUGACAUUUGGUCUUUGUUAGCUCUCUGGUAUCUCAUGCUUUGAACGCCCUUAACGUUUUGUGUUUCUAAGCUCCCUUUCAACUGUGACAUUCUAUUCUGUGAUAUGUUAUCAGGUGAGAAAAGCCACUGCAGCCCAUUCGAUCCACAUUAGGGGAAGUUGCCUCCUGUGACCCCAGGUGGAGUCCAGAUGGGGGCGGGGCAGGGAGUGUGCGUGUGAAGAGUGGUCUGGGCACUCCACUGCCUCUUGUGACUUGUGGCAAAAAAUGAGUAACUAAAUUGUGGGAGUGUGGGGGGUGGGUACUGCUUAGACUGGAGAGGAGGCAGGAGAACUUGGGGGAGACAUCUGGAGCCUAGAAGCCUUGACUGUUCUUCCCAUCCCCCAAUGUGUUUGUGUGGCUGUUGUCAAAAUAAAGUAACCCAGGAACCA